Messenger RNA from Chenopodium quinoa (quinoa), 1741 nucleotides. RefSeq names its product probable protein phosphatase 2C 32. The record is from RefSeq and is a predicted model, not a curated record. NCBI's taxonomy places the organism in Eukaryota, Viridiplantae, Streptophyta, Magnoliopsida, Caryophyllales, Amaranthaceae. The transcript has 5 exons. Gene Ontology annotation, cellular component: nucleus; cytosol. Bases 579 to 1388 code for a protein of 269 amino acids. Gene Ontology annotation, biological process: protein dephosphorylation. Gene Ontology annotation, molecular function: protein serine/threonine phosphatase activity.
GCUUCCAAUUCUCUUCAUUCCCUCUUUUUCAUUCUCUCUUCUAUGAGAAACGUGCAUUUGUCGCGAUAAUAUGACCGUGACAACCUUCUCUUCUAACCCGGGUUUUAACCCGUCUAAUUUAUACCAUGGGUUAUAUAAGUACAAGUGUACAACCCUUUUCUUGUAUUAGUUAUUUAUUUGUCAAGCUAAGUUAGCUUAAGGUUAUGGGUUAUAUAUAUAUAAUUCAUAAGUUAUGUAGAUGUUGAGGAUUUCCUAAGGUUUUUCUCCAUUUUAUUGUCUAGGAAAAUAGUUUUGUUUUGUGUGUAAGUCAAGUGAUAAACUGAUAAUAAUGGAAGCCGUUCCUAUGCCACUUCAUGUUCCUCUAUCGUCUCCUCCUUCGUUCCCAUGGGUUACCGAUGUUAUGGUUCAUCAACUUGGAGGGCAUUUACAUUCCUCGCUUUCACAGGGGAAUGAAUCAUUUGACGUUGGUAAUGUCAAUGCAGUGCCAUUAGUUAAGUCGCGAAAGAGGCCUGCAAUGCUAGUCUUGCCUGAAUUAAGCCCUGAGAAAGUGUUUUUUUCGGAGAAAAGGAAAAUUGAAAAUGUUGAAGUUGCAAUCCAAGGGAGGGAAUAUUGUGUGUUUAGUAAGAAAGGAAGGCGAGAGCAUAUGGAAGAUCGAUACAAGGUCGUUACAGACAUUUCUGGUGACUCUAAUCAGGCAUUUUUUUGCUGUUGUUGAUGGACACGGAGGCCAAGCUGCAGCCGAUUAUGUUGCAGAUAACUUAGGGAAAAACAUUCUGAAUGCACUUGAAAACCUUAAGGAAGAAGAUCAAGCCAUACACGACGGCUACUUGGAAACUGAUAGAGGAUUCCUGAGUAAGGGUGUAAGCAGUGGAGCUUGUGCAGCGAGUGUGCUCAUAAGGAACGGUGAAUUGCACGCUUCUAAUGUCGGUGAUUGUGGAGUAGUUUUGAGUAAAAGAGGAUUAGCAACUAAACUGACAAAUGACCACCACUUAAGCAGAGAAGAUGAGCGUUUUCGAAUAGAAAACACAGGUGGAUUUGUACAUAGCUGCAACGGAAUUUGGAGACUUCAAGGUACUCUAGCAGUGUCAAGAGCAAUAGGAGACCUGCAUUUGAAAGAGUGGAUUAUUUCUGAACCUGAGAUUCAGAAAGUCCCCUUAACUUCAGACUGUGACUUCAUUAUAAUGGCCUCCGACGGGCUUUGGGACAAGGUGAGCGAACAAGAGGCUGUCGAUAUCGUUUCAAGGGAAGAAGAUAAUGCAAUGGAAUCCUGCAAGAAACUUGUUGAUGUAUCCUUUAGCAGAGGUAACAAAGAUGACAUCACUGUCAUAGUGAUCAACCUUCAAACAUAUGUUGCAGUUGCUGAUUCAAGUGCUGAAACAUUCACAUAAGCGUGCAUCUAUCAACUUCAUACACUUCAUGUUCCCUUAUUGGACUGUAAAUAUAAAUAAUUUAGCUGGACAUCGGAAGUAGUGGCGAAAAAUGCUGAUGAUAUGUUUCAAUGAUCAACGGAAAGCUCAAGGAGGGGGAAACAAUCUGCAUCAAUUUUGUAUAGAUUUGGUUAGAACUUAGAAAUAAAUUAGUACGUACUAGAUUUAGAUUUAUCCAGUAGAAAUUAUUUUGUAACGUUUUUUCCAGUAGUAAUUGACAGAUUUUAAGAAAGGAACUAAAAGAAAAGGGGUGAAAAAACAAGUUCUUGAUUUGUGCAUGUUUACUUCAUGUAUAGAGAGCAAUUUUUUUUUAA